AUGUCCCUCGCCACACUCCAGCACCUCCCAGGCGCACUCGCAGCGGGAGUCUCAUCUAUUGUACAGAGACUGACCACCACCUCUUCCACCCCCCUGCUCCCCUUCAUCCCCAAAUCAGUCAAAGUUGUCCUUCUUCUUCUCUUCAUUGCCAACUCUGGAUCAUGGCCCUUUGUCUGGCAUGUGCGCGUCUGGUGGUUCGGUGUCAAGGCUUACUACUUGGCAUGGCACAAAGGUCACGCCAGGUACCUGUCUGACUGGAAGAAGGCGAACGACCAGUCUGGCGGUGUCAAAGGCUUGAGAGUGAGGCACAAACGGACUGCUGGCAUUGACGACUGCGAUUACAAUCUCCACUUGAGCAACUCAUGCUACGCCAAAAACUCGGACAGCCUCAAGAUGGACUUUUGCAUUCAAUUGCUGUCUCCUGUGUUCACCCCUGGGGCUCGCAUGGCUCUCGGUGCCACGCAUUACAACUUUUUCAAAGAGAUCCCCAUCGGCAUGGAGUAUACCAUGGAAGCCUACACCCUCGGAUGGGAUGAAAAGUGGCUCUUUUUCGCUUGCGAAUUCGUCAUUUACCCAAAGAACAAAAAGUCCAAGGGCUCAGCCGCCAAGGACAAGGCCAUCACCCAAGCUUCUUCCGUCAUCUCCUCUGCUACGCCCCAGAUCAUCCCUACCAUCUCUGGCACCUCCACCCCUCUCCCUUCCGAUGCGGCCAUCCCCUCCAGCCCCUCGGCUCUUUCCAAUCGAUGUGAAGACCUCAAAAAGGCUUGGGUCGCCCGCCGUCAGGCCGAACCCCGAGAGGACGGAGGAGUUCUGUGCUGUCUUAGUAUCAGCGAGUACUGCCUCAAAAUGGGCAGGGUCACCAUUCCUCCUAGAAUCGCGCUUUGGCUUGCCCUCCAGUCGCCCGACAAGGCGCAGCAAGAUAGGGCCAAGGCAAUCGUGCUUGGGAAGGAUGCCGGAAAGGCGUUUUUGAGGGGUGGGUGGAAGGAGGAGCCUAAUGCCGAGACUUUAGGCCUGGACAUUGGGCUUGAAGAUGGGGAAGUGUUUGAAGAUAGCUGGGUGAGGAAGGGUGCCGAGGCCAUGGAGAAGGUUUUGGAGGGUGUCAGCGCAUUCUAG
Cryptococcus wingfieldii CBS 7118 is the source of this 1113-nucleotide messenger RNA. RefSeq lists its product as hypothetical. The record is from RefSeq and is a predicted model, not a curated record. The coding region runs from base 1 to 1113 and encodes 370 amino acids. The transcript is spliced from 4 exons. NCBI's taxonomy places the organism in Eukaryota, Fungi, Basidiomycota, Tremellomycetes, Tremellales, Cryptococcaceae.